AUGCCGUCCUAUUUCCCGACAGGCGAAACUUCUACUUCGCUGGAGAAUUGGCUGUGGAGAGGCCACGAUUUACUACACUCAGAAAUAAUUCAACGAAUUUUGUCGCCGGCGCUAGUUCGGCGACAGGUGUGGCGAUUAGGGCCGAAUUAUGUCACUUCUCCGAUGAGCUCAUUUCUUUUGUGGACGAAAACCCUGUGGCAAGGAUGUUGUACAGUGCAAUGGAUCUCAUCGAAAGCUGAAUUCGGUCCAUUGAAUCUGUUGAUGGCGAACGAACUGAUCUUGUCCUGGUCAGAUCAUCCAACCAAACCACCAGUUGGCUGUCCCAAUUAUGCUCUCUGCAUCGACAACAACUACGAUACAACAAAUACCAUGUAUUAUGAUUGCGGGCCAAAUUAUUGUGGGGUAAUUGUGCAACGAUGGAACGGCCGACCACCUCUUGCUAGCCAUGUUUUUACACGAAGAAGGCGUAUACUUGUGCAUCGAACACCACAAAUAAAUGGUUUGUUGCCUGGUUGUGUAUUGGGUAAGGGAAUGGUGGGACCAACAGCAUGUACCCAUUACAUCAACAAUUAUGAUUGUCAAUGUCAGAGUGGAUGGACGGGAACUGAUUGUACACAAGAUGCUGACACGACGAUCAACCCGUGCAUCAAGAUGAAGGCUGCGGACACGAACAGCACGGUGGAAGAUAUGGGGAAAGAACCGCCGCCUUCUCAGGAGAUUUACUAUGCACAAUUCAAUAUGCUUACAAAAGCCAAAGUUUAUGUACAAUAUAGAUGCAUUUCUAAACAAGCGUGUGUCCCGAGUCCAUGUCACGGGAGUGUUUGCCGAAACACAACCGGUUUCAAUUUCUACGAAUGUGACUGUAAAGCCGGAUGGACUGGACAAGAUUGUGAUAUUCAAUUGCAUUGCCAACCAGCCGACCCAGCUGAUUAUCCAUGCAAAUAUGGUGGAAUGUGUGUCGAGAAGAGUGACUCCCCGGGCUUCACAUGUGAAUGUCUCAGUCGGUACACGGGCGAUGAUUGCAGUAUUCCCAACAUGUGUCUGACUUCGUUAGGCUUGAAUCCAUGUAUUAAUGGUAAUUGCUCAAUCAACAAAGAUGGCUUCAAUUCAACGUAUGAGUGCACAUGUGAGGCUGGAUGGACGGGACAGAAUUGCGACAUAUAUUUUGAUUUUUGUAAUCCACAACCGUGCCUCUGGGGUGGAUCGUGCUCGAAUUAUCGACCACUCGGCAUUCCAACGUAUCCAUGGAUGAAAUGCGACUGUCAACCGGGAACUUUUGGUGAUAAAUGCGAGACGAAUCCGGACAAUUGCCCAGUCGAUAAAUGCAAUGCAACAGAUAAAGCGGCUAAAUGCAUUGACGGAUUCGACGAUUUCACGUGUGUCUGCUCGCCCGAUUACACGAAUAAAUAUUGUGACAUUCCUGUAAUCGUCUACGACGCGAUUCGUCUCAUUUUCGGUGAAGAUGCCACAGUCAGCGAUGAUGUUAUUCAACUCCUAAAAGACCUUGUAAGCAAUCCGACGAACAUCAAAGACAUGGUGCCGUUCAUUUUGGGGUUAGAGACAGAAGAUGAAAGAGGUGACAAGAGUUGGGACUACAAUGACAUGUUCAAAUGGGUUGCCUAUGAGGAGAGAACAUUGAACUUACAGCAAGAUCUGCUGAAAUGGAAUGAUGUGACGCUGGGAAAUUGUUUCACUUUCAAUCAUCGAAACAACACAAAAGCACAGUAUCUGGCCAGGAUGAGUGGGAAAGCUGGAAGCCUUGAAGCUAUGUUGAGUGUGAACAGUGAGGAGAAUUGUCCUUGGAUCGACACAGAAGCUAUUCAAGUAUUUGUACACCCGGCUGAAGAAGACAUUUUCUCUGAGUCCGUUCGUUACAAUGCACAACCAGGCGGUGAAGCUGAACUAUUUCCUAAAUUGACAGCUUAUCAACGGCUGGGUGGCCGAUAUGGUCGAUGUGUAACUGAAACGAGUCAAGUGAAACAGUACUUCUACUCGGGCUCAUAUGCAACCGAUGGUUGCCUUCGUUCAUGCUAUCAACAAGCUGUUUUAGUCAGCUGUAGUUGUAUGGACCCACGAUAUCCGAUGGAUAAAACCGCUAAACCGUGUCCAUUGGAGAAAAGAAAAUGCGUGGAAGAUCUAGUGGCCGAGAGGGGUGAUCCAUCAAAAUGGAAAGAUUGUGUCUGUCCAUUGCCUUGUGCAAAUCGUGCCUACACUGUUUCUUGGACUAAAUCUGUAUUCACGGCAAAGAAGCCCCAAUGUGCCGUUGUUGAUCCGACAUUCAAUACGAGCGCCUGUAUCUCUACGUAUAAGGACACCGUUCGUGUUCGGGUUCUCUUGCCUGAUUUCGGCUUUCAAUUGUUUGAAGAGGUGCCGGUGAUGUCGUUCAACUCAUUCAUCGGAAAUCUCGGUGAGAUUCUCGAUCAUCCAUCGAUUGUUACAGCUCAAAAUGAAGCUGGUUAUUUACUUUCAAAGGCUAUGAAAACUCCCGAAUGCCCAGUGUGCCGAGAAGAGUAUGUAAUUGAUUUGGAGCAACGAAAACCGUAUGAUUUGUGUUGUCGACACGCUGUUUGCAAUCGUUGUUUCCUGGAGUUGAGCACCUCAUCGAAUGACCCGGAAUUCCCAUGGCAUGUAGUGUGUCCAAUUUGUAAGGAUGAUCGGCGACAUGCGAUGAAAUCGAGGAAAAAUCAACUACAAGAUUUUCUCCGAGAGUUGCCUGAGAUGCUCAAGGAGUUGAAAUUGAACGCAACAAAGAAGUGCUAUAAAUGCCAGACAGAGAAGCCGAUCAAUGAACUGUUCUACUGCAAAGACUGCCAGGAAAAGAUCUGCGAGUCUUGCAGCCGCAGUCAGCACCAAAACUGCGAAACAAUCUUAUACUCGAUGCGACGGAUUGAAAAGAUUCGCGAUGAUCUCCAAAAGAAUUCGCUUCCCCAAAUCGAUGAUCAUGAGGGGAUUUUCCGAGAGAAAUAUGGAAAACUUUUAAGGGAUAUUGAAGCUUUUAAAGAGAAAAUGUCAUUGCAUUUGGAUCAUUUUGACAACUCAGAGCUCUCUGAAGCCUUGGAUCGACAAGAGAAACUUACAAAAAAUCUUCAAAAACUUGAGCACAUUGCUGAGAAAUUUCUUCCACAUUUUCGAAUUUUCGACACAGAGAUGCAAGAUCUCUUGAAGACGAUCGAUGAGGAAAUUCAAGUCCCGGAUCCUGCUCAU
Molecule: messenger RNA, 3204 nt
Organism: Mesorhabditis belari
Lineage: Eukaryota; Metazoa; Nematoda; Chromadorea; Rhabditida; Rhabditidae
Source: the annotation of a GenBank genome assembly